Helianthus annuus (common sunflower) is the source of this 833-nucleotide messenger RNA. RefSeq lists its product as uncharacterized. The coding region runs from base 129 to 710 and encodes 193 amino acids. Lineage: Eukaryota; Viridiplantae; Streptophyta; Magnoliopsida; Asterales; Asteraceae. The record is from RefSeq and is a predicted model, not a curated record. The transcript is spliced from 6 exons.
AAUGAUCAAUAACUAAAUUUUGUCAUUAGUUUUGGGUAUAAAACUAAUUAAUGAGACUUCACUAAUAUCAGUAGUCACUUGUUGAUAAAGUCUUGAUUUUCUCGACGUCGAUUUGUAUACUAAUCCCGAUGAACUUGAACGUGUGUUUUCGAGUUCUUUUAUGUCUCUUCGCCCUCUUUUCAUACUCCCUUCAAGAUGCGUGUAAAGACAAAGAUUGUGGGCAAGGAAAGUGUGUACCUGAUUUAGUACUUCCCGACAUAUUGUUCCAUUGUGAGUGUUAUACUGGUUGGAAGACGAUCAUGGUUGGACCCAUGUCCUUCGGCAGCUGCAUUAUCCCCAAUUGCACUGUGGAUUUCUCAUGCGGCGGAAAGUAUCCGCCCACGCCUCCAUUCCCACCGAUUAAUUUCACCAGCCCUUGUAACUUAGUUUGGUGUGGCGACGGCGACUGUGUGGUGAAUGGAAACGACCACUAUUGUCAAUGCCACGACCGUGCUGCCAAUUUGUUACAUAAUCCAAAGUUCAUUUGCAUGCAACAAUGUUAUCUGGACGGAGAUUGUAAUCACCUAGGUCUCUUCCCACCACCGCCGCCGCCUAGCAGUGUGGCCUCGCCUGGACCUAGUGGCGGGAAAAAUGGUGCAUCAUAUUCCUUCACAAAGCUUCCUGCUGUUCUUGUUGCAAUUUUCACUGGAGUUUUUCUAACAAUGACUUGAUUAGUGAUAACUAAUGUAUGCAUGCAUGCAUGAAUGUAUGUAUAUAAUGUUUUACUUUAGAUUAUAAUCAAAGUUAAAAGAGACUUCAUAAGAAUUAUAUUGCAUGACAUUGUUUCUUUUGAA